Molecule: messenger RNA, 1660 nt
Organism: Hansenula anomala
Lineage: Eukaryota; Fungi; Ascomycota; Saccharomycetes; Phaffomycetales; Wickerhamomycetaceae
Gene: NUS1
Product: ditrans,polycis-polyprenyl diphosphate synthase
Exons: 1
Coding region: 213-1202 (329 amino acids)
Cellular component (GO): endoplasmic reticulum membrane; dehydrodolichyl diphosphate synthase complex
Molecular function (GO): ditrans,polycis-polyprenyl diphosphate synthase [(2E,6E)-farnesyl diphosphate specific] activity
Source: RefSeq, a predicted model, not a curated record
GUUUAAUCCAAUUGAAUACAUCAACUGGUUUCAAUCCUUUCCAUUUGCCGCUCUUUGCAAAAAACUCAUUAAUAAGAGUGCUGUCUCUGAGCUUACAGUACUUGAAAUUUCCAUCCAAUUUCAGCAAGUCCAUCAACUUGAGAUUCGUUUGUUCUAAGCGCUGAUUAUAAGAAGGCAAAUUAGUAUAGUUAUAGAAAACUCACAUCAACAUUAUGGGUGCUAAAGUCAAUGGAGUUGAACCUGUUGAGGUAUCGGAUCCUAAAGAGCUCUUUGGAUCAACAAGACCAGUCAAGCCAUCCAAAGAGUUGAUCAAAUCUGUUAUCGAUCCAAGAAUCGAGGCAUCAAAUAAAUCAAGAGAUGAAGAUAAGAGUCUUAGAGGAAGAUUGGUGUUUUAUUUUUUUCACUUUAUCCUAUUAACAAUUUAUGGGUUUUAUUCAAUCUUUAGAUCUAUCCAAUAUGUGAACAAUAGAAUCAGAAUAAAAUUUUUGAAUUUGGCUUAUAAUCCAUCCAAAACUCCACAAAUUAUUAGAGAUGAUGUCCUCAAGUUGGCAAAGUUACCAAAAAGAAUCAGUGCUAUUUUGAAUUUGAAAUCUGAAGAGGAAGAAGGUGGUGGGUUUUAUGGUUUAUUAAAUGAUUCUGCUGAAUUGACAACUUGGACUCUAGCUUCUGGUAUUUCACAAUUAUCAAUUUAUGAAUAUGAGGGAACUUUGAAGAACAACGUCGAGGAGCUAAGAAUAGCAAUCUUUAAAAAGUUGAGAGAUUAUUUUGGGCCAACUUCAAUUCCAAAAUUUGUGAUCAAAAUUCCACAUUUGAAUAUCAAGUAUUAUGGGGUUAAUCAUGAUGAUGAUUUAGAUUAUCAAAACGGUGAUAUUGAUAUUGAGGUUAGUUUAUUGUCAAUUGAAGAUGGUAAGGCAACAAUUGUUGAAUUGACUAAAACAAUGGCCGAUUUGGCUAGUAAAAAGGAAAUCUCAUCUAAAGAUAUUACAAUUAGUUUAAUUGAUGGUGAGUUGACUGAAUUGGUUGGUCUUGAACCAGAUUUGAUCAUUUUGUUCACUCCAACAUUAGACUUACAAGGUUAUCCACCAUGGCACAUCAGAUUGAGUGAAUUUUAUUGGGAAACUGAUAAUGAAGAUGUCACAUAUGCCAUCUUCUUGAGAGCAUUACAAAAGUAUUCAACAUGUAAGAUCAAUGUUGGAAAAUGAUUUGUUUUUAAAUUUAUUUAUUGGGAAAGUUUUAUUAGAGUUUUACACAAAUAAUUAAAAAAAGAAGAAGAAGAAGGAGAAGGGGAAGAAGAGAAUAAGUUCGGGAUUUUUUUGCUAUUUUAAUUUCAUCACAUUGUUGGUUUCAAGUUUGUUGACAUUUGCAUUGCUUAUACAUAGCUAUCUAAUUAAGGUACACGCGCAUAUUUCAUUUAUUAUAGAAGCACUUGUAUUGUAAAAUCGACUUUUCACCUCGCCUCUUCAAAUAAAUUCUAUGUUAAUUCAUAUUAUCAAAAUCGGUCACAUGACAUACGUUUACCCUGCUGAUUCUCUUUUCGCGAAAUCAAAAAAUUCCACCAGAAAUCAAAAAAUUAACACGUCCACCCCUUCGCCUGAAUUUCUGGAAAAUGAAAACUACUUUCACAACAAAUCUACCAAUCUGGUACACCAAGUUUCAUUGA